Messenger RNA from Dermochelys coriacea (leatherback sea turtle), 3171 nucleotides. Its product is annotated as sodium-dependent lysophosphatidylcholine symporter 1-B-like. Gene Ontology annotation, biological process: carbohydrate transport. NCBI's taxonomy places the organism in Eukaryota, Metazoa, Chordata, Testudines, Dermochelyidae. The transcript is spliced from 14 exons. The coding region runs from base 162 to 1718 and encodes 518 amino acids. The record is from RefSeq and is a predicted model, not a curated record. Gene Ontology annotation, cellular component: membrane. Gene Ontology annotation, molecular function: symporter activity.
UGCCACUGCCCGGGCGAUAGGGCAGCUCAGCCCCGGGGGGUGUUACGCCCCUGGGGGCCGGUGCAUGUCUCUGUGGUGGUUUCCCCCGCAUAGGAGCUAGGCUCGCAGUCGGGUUGAUCCUUGCUCCCUGUGCCGGGAAGGGAGGCAGCGUGUUUGUGAACAUGUUCCCAGAGAGCCCGGGGAAUGCGGGAGACAGCCCCGCAGCGCGUUCGAGACGCAGCGAGAUGCAGCCGGCACCACUGCUGUUCUACAGGAAGCUCUGUUAUGCCAUAGGGGGUGCUCCAUACCAGAUGACAGGAAACGCCCUCGGGUUCUUCCUCCAGAUCUUCCUAGUGGACGUUGUGCAAUUGGACCCGUUCCAUUCCUCUCUGAUCCUUUUCCUUGGGCGAGCCUGGGAUGCAGUUACAGACCCCGCUGUCGGCUUCCUGAUCAGCAAGAGCCCCAGAAGGAGGUUUGGCAAGCUGAUCCCCUGGAUUAUCUUCUCCAUGCCAUUCGGGGUGGUCUUCUACUGCAUGAUCUGGGUCACCCUCUCAGACGCCGUGCCUGUCUCCCUCAAGUUCCUUUGGUACCUGGCCAUGUACUGCUUCUUCCAGAUGAGCAUGAGUUGCUAUCAUGUGCCGUAUUCCUCCCUGACCAUGUUCCUGGGAGGGAAUCCGCGAGACCGGGACUCAGCCACCGCCUACAGAAUGGGGGUGGAGGUGUUCAGCACGCUGGUCGGCUCCGGUAUCCAGGGGCAGAUAGUCGGCGGGUACCACGCCAGCAUGAUGAAAAGCUGCAGCAUGGCCAAUGGGCCUCUGUACAACAUCACCUCCCCGGGGCUCACUGAUACCUUGGAGAACACGCGCAGGGCGUACUGGAUUGCCUCCGUGGUCCUGGGCUUGCUCUACUGCACGGCCUGCCUGAUUCUCUUCUUCGGAGUGAAGGAGCAGCCCGGGCCCCUCAGUCCCUUGGGAAAGACUCAGCUGCCCUUCUUUUGCAGCCUGCGAAAAAUCCUGCGACACCAGCCCUAUGUCCAGCUGCUCUGUGGCUUCCUCUUCAUGUCCCUGGCCUUCCAGAUUGCUCAGGGGAUCUUUGCCUUUUUCUGCAUACACGCUGCUGGGCUGGCUGGGAGGUUCCAGCACUUGGUGCUCAUCAUGCUGGUCGUGGCUUCCCUCUCCAUUCCCUUCUGGCAGUGGUUUCUGGAGCAUUUUGGGAAAAAACCAGCUGUGUUCGUGGGCCUAUCAUUAAUUAUCCCUGCCCUCAUCGUUAUCACCCAGGUGAGCCACAACUUUUUGGUCGUUGUCUUCAUGAUGGUAUUAGCGGGAUGCAGCCUGGCUGUCCUCUACUUGUUACCCUGGUCCAUGCUACCAGACGCAGUGGAUGAUUUCAGGCUGAAGAAUCCGAACUAUCUAAACCUGGAAGCUUUUUUGUACUCGUUCUAUGUUUUCUUCAACAAGUUUGCAGGAGGACUCUCCUUGGGGAUAUCAGCAAUGAGCCUACAUUUUGCAGGUUACAGAGCCAGUGACUGCACACACAACCCCUCUGUCAUCCUCACGCUGCAGAUACUCAUGGCCCCUGUCCCAAUAAUCCUGCUGCUCAUUGCCAUGGCCAUAUUCUACUUCUACCCCAUCAACGAGGAGAGGAGAAAACAGAUGAGGGUGGAGAUGGAGGCAGCUGGUUCCAGGGGUCUGCUGCAGGGUGUCAGCUUGGGGCCUCCUAAUGCUUCAGAAGAAGGCUGAAUUAGGAAGCUUCAGGAGGUAUAAUAUGGAUGGCCAGCAGUGAUGGCUCCGUCAGAUGUCUCCUCCCCACCCUGUACAUUGAGAUGGGGAUGACUAGAAUAACACCCCCCCAUCACCACCACCAUUUGCUAGCAGGCAGUGCUACCUCAGGAACAAUUGGAGAUAUGGGUCCUGAAAUGUGUCUCUGAGCCACAGUGAUUGUCCCCCCUGCUCCCUUUUGUCCCCAUGCCUAGAUAUUUGGGGAGAAAAGGAAAAUUUGCCAGGAAAAAAACCCCAUUUAUAGCCAGGGCGCUCCAUGUUGAUGCAGUGGGACUGGGUCUGGGACCAAGCACCGCAUCCUCCCUCUCUCUCUUUAAUGUGGAUUUUAAGUUGGAUUUCAUAUUCAUUUCUGUUCUUUUUAACUGUCAUUAGGUAAAGAAUGAAAACCCAGGAUAAACUAAACCUUGAGCCAAUCUCGGGAAAUUCACUUGGAAAGAAUCCAGUAUUGCUACAUGGCCAUGAGGAUGCAUCCGUGUAAUUUAAAGGCUCAGCUGCCUGUUGUUGCCGAUUUUCCCCAUCACAAAGGACACAGCCCUGCUUUCUGCCUUUCCCUGUGCGAGAUCGGCCGUGCAGUGCUUCUGCAGGGAGGCCAGCAGAGUUGGUGGCACCCCACAGCACUGCAUGCUGCCUGGCUUAGCUUUUGCUUUUCUGGCUGCUCUGGCACUCUCAAAACAGGACCAAAGGGUGGGGGAGAUCAGGAUCAUUAGAGAGCUAAGUUUUGGAAGAAAUACAAUAUUUUUAGGAAGGGUAUCGUGUGCAUAAUAUAUUUCUAGGUCAUCAGACUGGCAAGAUGAAGUCUCCUAGACUGUACUAACCCAUCCAUCUCAUUAGGAACAAAGGAAUUGUCACACCAGAACAGACAGGUGGUCCAGCUCAUCCAGGAUCCUAUCUCCGAUAGCGGAAUGGUCAAUGCUGGCUGCUUCAGAGGAAGAUGUGAAACACCCUCCUUAAUGAUCCUGACUGAGUAAUACUGUUCCUGUGAGGAGAUGGGGGAGGACGGGUCCUUUUGACCCCAUGUGGUGAUCAGUUCCUGCCUUGCAGCUCGAAGAUUUACUUCUGUCAGGUUCCUAGGUAAAAGUAGGCAGGACUAGUGGCAAGAGCUUGGGAUCCUAGAACUGAAGCCAGGAAUCAGAGCCAGUACCAGAGUCAAGCCGAGGGUCUAGCCAGAGUCAGAAAUCAUGUCGAGGGUCAAUACCAGAUAUCGGGGGCUGUGUUGGGUUUCCAGGGGUUGAUUAGGAAUCAGAAUCCGAGUCAGAGAGAGGUCAGUACCACGAGAUCAGAAGUACGGUAGCUUUGUCCUCACCCAUAACUAUUUCACAUUUGUGGACAAUGUGUACCUUCAAAUCAGCGGCACUGCGAUGGGUACCCGCAUGGCCCCACAGGAUGCCAACAUUUUUAUGGCUGACUUAGAACA